CUAUUAACAGUGCGAGUAACAGGCGUGCAGUCCGCCUCAUGCCGGGGUCUGCGUUGUGGCGCGUCGCAGACUUCUGAAACUGCGUGCGGCGCGGCACCGGGCGUCUUCACAGUCAGCAUGGCAUCGCGAUGGCUGCCUUCCUGCUUUUGCUUGCCAUCUGCAAUUCUUUUCGUUUAGUUCUGUUUCCACACUUACUGCCUCUCUCCAAGGAAUCUACAUCACAACGCAAUCAUGGUAGAAAUGGCAAUGAAGGCGGGUUCGAGCGGGCGUGAAGCACGGAAGACUACCAGGGAGGAUACAGAACACUCCUUUCGUCGGCGUCUGCUCUGGAGAGUACCACAACUAGGCCUCUUCGUAUCUGCGAUAGCAUUGCUGUAUUGGCACGCGUGUCCCCUCCACCUUGCGGGAACUCCGGAUCGAUCUUUAUACAACACCAAUCCGGCCAUCAUCAACUACGAUAAAUGCAAAUCGAUCGUUUCUAGUGAAACGCGCAUGUUCAGCUUCAAUGUCUCAUACAGCGACGGAGCUGAAACCCAUUGGCAUCUAUUCGACAAAUCCAAUUCCACAGUUGGCGAUCGUCUCUCUGGUAUAAUUCACGUCCAGAAAGGCGACGUCGCCCAGACCUCAGAUAUUGAAGUCCGGCUCGAAAUCAAUUCCAGCUCUACGACAGACUACAAGAAUGUUGUUUACCACCAAUCUGCAUCAAGCCUCAGUCUGGACUACCUUCCCUCCGACGAUGACGAAGACAUUUGUACAGAAAUCAAAGUUGUGGUUUGCUUUCGUCCAGAAUCACCUGUGCGUCCCUUGGAUGUGCUCGAUAUCAGAUCAGAGACAAUGGAUCUAUGGAUCCACGACUGGGCCUGGCAGAUCAAAAAUCUCAUCACACAUACCUCGCACGGCGAGUACACAUACGAAGGUGGCAAAGGCGAAGACCCAUUGCACCCUCACAACAUCUCUGCUAGCUCAACGACAGGAGUCAUGUGGGGAUGGUACGGCUGUGAAGGUACGAUAAAGAUGCACAGCGAAAGCGGGCAGAUUAUUCUGAUGCUGGUACCUCGGUAUACGUUCAUUGGGAAGACCAUGCGACCAGAACUUAUCUCGGUAUCUACAGUCAGCGGGGCGGCUGAUGUCGCUGCGCUUUGGGCAUACUGGCCACAGCAGUCUUUCACACAUCGCACGGAAAUUCAUACUGUUUCGGGUAAUCUGGUUGCGCAGAUACCACAUGGCUCAUCGACUAAUCUCUCAAGCGACAGCGGCAAUAUAAACGCAUAUCUGCGGCCAUUUGCUGCUAUGAGCCUGGAUAAUGCCAGUGCGAUUUAUACGAGCACAAAGUCUGGUCAAACGAACUUUCGACUGGACAACGCAAACCGGGAGCUUCUGGAUGAGAUUUACGAUCCACUUCUCAGUACGACUAGUGAGCACUACGUCGGCGAUGGUGAUAUGUACCUGCGGUACCCAUUCAGUUGGUUUGGCAGCAUGGAUGCGACUGUGAGAGAGGGCUCGAUCAAGUUCAAUGCGAGUGCACUAGAUGAGGUAGAGGAAGGUGACGGGUUCAUCAAAGCUAUCAGAGGGAGAGGUGCAGGAAGUCGGAUGAAAGCGCAUGUCGAUAAGGGGAUGAUGGAUGUCACACUCGGUAUUUGGGAUACCGAUGAAUGAAAAGCAUGUUUGGUGAUUAUACUGGGGGAUAAUCCUGUAGCUGUAGUCACUACAUUCGCGCACUACUUGAUAUCGAUUUGAAAAUCAGGUGUUAUUGCUG
Alternaria rosae is the source of this 1756-nucleotide messenger RNA. RefSeq lists its product as uncharacterized. NCBI's taxonomy places the organism in Eukaryota, Fungi, Ascomycota, Dothideomycetes, Pleosporales, Pleosporaceae. The record is from RefSeq and is a predicted model, not a curated record. The transcript is spliced from 2 exons. The coding region runs from base 232 to 1656 and encodes 474 amino acids.